Messenger RNA from Rubroshorea leprosula, 746 nucleotides. The record is from the annotation of a GenBank genome assembly. NCBI's taxonomy places the organism in Eukaryota, Viridiplantae, Streptophyta, Magnoliopsida, Malvales, Dipterocarpaceae.
GGAGUCGUUUUCAUUGUAUUUGUAUAUCUUCCCCAAUGCUUUCUCCUUGGGAUUGGGAAACCGGUUCUGUUAGGCUUGGCGUCGGAGAGCGGGAAGCAGCUGCAAUGAGCAAGCAAAUUGAAUUACGAUCCCUAGCCUUACCGCGGCUGAAUGUGCGCCGCACGGGUGAAGAUGAUGAACGGAACCACUACGGGUCCGGCCAUGUCGCGAUUUACUACUUGGAGUGCUUAGUUUUGAAGAGGCUGAAGGGUGCUCUUAUGUAUGGGAUCGCAUCCAUGAUGAGCGGAAUAAGUAGCUUCCCGGUUGUCUUAGUGCACGAAGGGAAGGUGUUAGCUGGAAUUGGAGGGGCAAGGUACCGUGGCUUUACCAUUCAUCUCCGAGCAACAACAAACCCUUCUGCAGCUUCUCUGAUAUUGUUGGAUUGCCUUGUGCGAUUUUAUGACAAGCCAAACAAGACAGAGAGUGGAGGAAGUGUUGGUCAAGAAGAGAGAAUUGCCCUCACUAAUCAAAGCUAGUUGUUUAGUUGGUUUGUGGAUCAAGAUACGUAACUUCUGAUGUACUCAAUAUCCAUGAAAGUUUCAAUGAAACGUUAGGCUUUGGGUUAAGGUGGAAGCCCUAGUAUGGUAAGUCUUAUGUUCAAGUCAAUUUUGUCUAGUGAUUGGUUUGUACUAGAUUGGUUGAUAUGUGUUGAAAUAUGUUAUGAAUAGGUACUUUCAUAGUUUCAUCCAUAAAAGAAAUUACUUUUA